Ochlerotatus camptorhynchus is the source of this 6326-nucleotide messenger RNA. RefSeq names its product casein kinase I gish (gene gish). Gene Ontology annotation, cellular component: cytoplasm; plasma membrane; nucleus. The transcript has 15 exons. The record is from RefSeq and is a predicted model, not a curated record. Gene Ontology annotation, molecular function: ATP binding; protein serine/threonine kinase activity. Bases 2119 to 3735 code for a protein of 538 amino acids. NCBI's taxonomy places the organism in Eukaryota, Metazoa, Arthropoda, Insecta, Diptera, Culicidae. Gene Ontology annotation, biological process: signal transduction; peptidyl-serine phosphorylation; positive regulation of canonical Wnt signaling pathway.
CCCGUGCCGUGUCGUGGUGAUCCAUCAGCCAGCAGCAGCAAAGCAACUAAAAUCGAGUCAGCCAGAAGUGAAACAGCCAGAGUUCACGUCGGGUUGUUCCGCGAUUGUUUGUCGGUUAGUGGUGGUUUUAGUUUUCUUCCCACAUCUCUGGAGAAAGAAUAAAGUUCGACUGUGUCUUCGUGAAGAAGAAAAUCGACACCGGAUUUGGAAUCGGGUGAACUAGUGCGAAUAUUUUAAUCGAUUAGCUGCCGGAGGAAAAAUGGAAAUGUAAUGAUUUUCUUUCUCUCGGCUGAUGGUGGUUUUUGUGAGGCCCUCUUUGGAGCAACGAAGUGAGACACACAGGAAGAAACAUAACGGGAUCAGGGUUGAGCCGAGAAGAGACCGAGCGAGUGGUGGUCCAUUUUAGUGAGUGAGAGGAGUUGAAAACUAAAAUAAACCGUAAGAAGAAGUGCAGAGGAUUUUGUUUCCGUUGAGCUGGUGCCGCCGGGCGAAGGAGAACCUGAGUCAUCAAGGUGAAGUGUUGGGUGCGUACGGGCGUGAAGAAAAGUGCACGAAGAAGCACGGAGAUAGUUCGCCAUCAUCGGAGCAGGAACACUAGCGCCGCUAUCGUGAACGACGACGAAAGACUGCGACAGUGAAACAGCAGCAGCAGCUUUCACUCACAUAAGCGCAAGAAGAACGAGUAUUUUACAGUGCGUGUGUCUGUGGCGAUCCGAGACUGCUGCAAACGGAUACACUCUACCGUAGGCAAAAGUGGAGAGCCGGACGGGGGCUGUGUGUGAAUUUGACCAGAAGAAAAAGUGGAAAAUCGUUCGGAAAACAAACGGUUCAAGCGCGCGCGAGUACAAGAGAAAAAAAAUUAAAUUAAAAAUCGAUUUUAAGUCGUUCUGUGUUCGUCAGUGGGAGAUUUUAAUUUUAGACUUCAAGGUGUCUAGAAGGGUAGGGCCCUCACCGAUAGAGGAAGGUCCGCGAUGGGUAAUUUUCUAAACUUUUGACAGCAGCACGCAUAUUUGCAGCAAAUGCUGUACCAACACACUCGCGAUUCGUGGGGUGUCUGCGCAAAGUGAGUGCAGAGUACGGUAGAAGAAGUGAAAAUCGUUCGUAAUCCAUUUCGGAAGAUGAUAAGGACCCUUCGGAAAAUGGUGAAGUGAUAAGGACCUGGUGCGGUAAAGGGACCCUAUUGAAAACUGACGAGUACGGGAUCAGUAGGUCAUUUUUAGUGGACAAGAGUUCGAGAACAUCACGCGGCGAGUUCCAUCUGAAGAGUUGGGGAUGUGCGCGUGGAAUUCCCUUUUCGGAUGGCAGCUGUAGUAGUGGGCAGUGACGCGCGAGAAGACAGGUGAACCCUACCCAAAACACUCAUACAGAGUAGAACUACCACCACACCACCACGACCGACACGGUCACCGUCAACACUAGAAGUUGCUAUCCGUCGCGGCAGACUGGCGACGAAGACGACGGCGAAAGAAGAGUGUGAUUUUAUCUGAUUGAAUGAAAAAAAAAGGAUCAACCCGAACGGAAGAUUGCCGUGUGAUUAAGUGACGUAUGUAAUCCCAAAGAUUCGUGCGCGUUGCAUUGGUGUGUGGAGGAAGUGUCAAUCAGAGUGUGUUUCAGAAUCACGCAAUUUCAUCCAUGUGAAAAAGUGAAACCAAGAGUGAAAAAAGUGCAUAACUGAUAAUCCCAAAAAGAAAUUCGGGUAAAUCCUUGUAAAUAGAGAUACAUCACGGUCGUCGUCGGUAUCGGUGCCGACGGCUGGCUCCCGUGGCGAGACCGCAGAAGGAUUUUCUAUGCCUGUGUACAUAGAGCAGUCAACCCAACGCGCUCUCUGCAUGCAUUAAGUGACGUGCAGCAAAACUUGCCGACAAGCGCGAAAGCUGUAAAAAUAUCUACCGAUCAAUUCCUUCUUAUUAUCAUAACGUCAAAAUAACCUCCUUCCCCAAACGGUAUCUGUGAGUACCAUACAGUAGUGUAGUGCUGGGGGCUAUCAUAGUGCUGCUAGGUGUAUCGUGUGACAACGGAAGAAACCUGCUACAACAACCACAAACUGACUGUCCGACUAACUCUACCGGGGGUUUGUGGAAGCAAUUUUUUUUUGGUUCGGUGACUCGAUUGCGGAAAAUGCAGCGUACCAAGGAACAGCAACAGCAAGAACAACAGCAACGUGAAGGUCGCGAACGUGACGUUGCACGACAGACAAGUGGAGUUCCCGGUGCCGGAACAUCGACAACGGCCGGUGGUGGAGGCGGCGGUGGCACCACCAGAGGUGGCGGCACCAGCAUGUACUCCGCACGGCACUCGGUCAGUUCGUCGUCCGGCGUUCUGAUGGUCGGACCGAACUUCCGGGUCGGCAAAAAGAUCGGCUGUGGCAACUUUGGCGAGCUGAGGCUGGGGAAGAACCUCUACAACAAUGAACACGUAGCAAUAAAAAUGGAGCCAAUGAAAUCAAAAGCACCGCAACUGCACUUAGAGUAUAGGUUUUACAAAUUGUUAGGAUCGCAUGAUACACAGUCCCCUCCCGAGGGGAUCCCGCGUGUGUAUCACCUAGAAGGUAUACCGGAGGUAUACUACUUCGGUCCCUGUGGCAAAUACAAUGCACUAGUUAUGGAAUUACUCGGUCCUUCGCUCGAAGAUCUGUUCGAUCUGUGCGGCCGGCGAUUCUCGCUGAAGACAGUACUCAUGAUAGCAAUACAAUUACUCCACAGGAUCGAGUACGUGCAUAGUCGUCAUUUAAUUUAUAGAGAUGUAAAACCAGAAAAUUUUCUAAUCGGUAGAAGUUCAAAUAAACGUGAUAAAAUUAUACAUAUAAUAGAUUUUGGUCUCGCCAAAGAGUAUAUUGACUUAGAUACGAAUAAACACAUACCAUAUCGAGAGCAUAAGUCGCUGACGGGCACGGCGCGGUACAUGUCGAUCAACACGCAUAUGGGCAAGGAGCAAUCCCGGCGCGACGACCUGGAGGCACUCGGUCACAUGUUUAUGUAUUUCUUAAGAGGUUCACUGCCAUGGCAAGGUCUGAAAGCCGACACACUCAAAGAGCGAUACCAAAAAAUUGGUGAUACGAAACGGGCGACACCGAUCGAUGUGCUGUGCGAGGGACACCCAGAGGAAUUUGCGAAAUACCUGCGCUACGUGCGGCGGCUAGACUUUUUUGAAACACCUGAUUACGAUCACUUACGGAGAUUAUUUCAAGAUUUAUUCUAUUUUAAAGGUUACGUAGACGACGGCGAAUUCGAUUGGACCGGAAAGACGAUGCCGACCAACUUCUAUGCUAUGCGUCAGCUACGUAAUGCUCCGCCGUCACACAUUGUCAAGACGAAAUCUGCCAAGUCCACACCAGUUGGAUCGUUACAGACUGGUCACGAAGUAGUCGUAUCACCAAACAGAGAAAGACACACACCUGUAAAUAAGGACGGAGAUUUUUUCAGUUAUUACGACGAAGAGCUAGACGACGACACCCUGCAGAUGUUGGAACAGCAGCAGACGAAUUCGAAAGGAGGUGUCGCCGCUUGGCCGGACGUGCCCAAACAGACUGGAACGCUGGGCAACCUAACGCCGGCCGACCGACAUGGUUCAGUUCAGGUCGUAAGUUCAACCAACGGAGAAUUGAAUGCCGAUGACCCAACCGCCGGACAUUCGAACACGCCCAUCACGCAGCAGCCGGAAGUGGAACUGGUCGACGAAACAAAAUGUUGUUGUUUCUUUAAACGAAAGAAGAAGAAAUCGACCCGCCAGAAAUGACUAGAAGCAGUGCAAUGUAGUCCGGAACGUGAGGCAGUCAAGCUGCUACGUGCAACGUCACACUCCAACUCGCGCGACAGCGUGCUGAAUCCAAGCCAGGAUUACAUCCAGGCGUCGUCGCAGCAUACGAUCAGAUAUCCAUCCACCUCUGUACUGGCAUCGACACCGACCGCCCAAACGCCGACACUUCCAUUGUAAUUUAUUGCUAACUAUUAUUAUGCUAAUCCAGAUUAUUAAUUAAUUAAUUAUUAAAUUAUUUAUUAUAAUUUUUUUCCGCGCGGUGUUACGUCCCAACAUCAUACUACACACAAACCGCAAUCGCAAAAAAAAAUUACAACAAAAAAAUGGUAACACCUUCCAUUUACGAUUCAUGGUCGUCCUUGAAAAUACGCUAUUUUGUCGCGUAACCGGUUCUGCCCAAAAACCGCACACACACUUAAUCAAAAAAAAAAAACGCCAAAUCGGGUCGCCGUGCGUUGAACAAAUCAAUCCAAACGCGUUGUCGACACGCUCGUCCGAAAUCGGAACAACCCGUCGUGAACCGUUCUCCAUGUGUGUGUGUGUGUGCGUGUCCGUAUGUGUCCCACAUAUGUCGAAACCGAUCAUCUUAAAAAAACCAUCCCAAACGAAAAUUGAUUACGACGAGUAGUGACUUUGAUGAUGACAUCGAUUUCGACCCCGAUGACCUUACGAUCCUGUUACACUUUUUCCGUAAGCUUUGAUAUCGACUUCCGGUUCCCCGGAAGGGAUCCUGCAGACGACCACCACUAGUACUACCACUAUCGGCCUCACUGUCUAUCCGACCCUCAGUAGUUCUAGUACAUCAUCAUAUCAGCGCAUUCUACUACUACCAAUUAUUCUUCCACUGCUACUACAACAAAGUACAACACAACAAAACAACUGAUCACCAGCAACCUUCCCUUUGUACCACACCUUCUAUUACUACUUUCCUCUAGUACUACCACACGACAUACGAUGUUUUUAAACAAAAAUAAAUCAAUCCCCUCCCAGUAUUGGCAGCUUCUUUCAUCUCCCUCUAUCUAUCGCUCAAAAAAAUAGACUAGCCACAAAACGAUCUAGGAACAAUAGAAUCGAACAUUGUAAUCUACAACAACAACAACAACAACAUUCCGUUUUUCCCCCACGCGUGGCACCCCUGCAAGUGCCGAUUGAAGCGGGUUUGACCAAGCCUUCUUCGAUUCCACCGAACAGAGUGCCUCUCUUCUACCACUACUUAGCUCUAGGAUAGAUAGAACAAACUAACCAGUCACGCCGCCUACUACUCUUCUCUGCUACCUAUUCAAACAAAAUUCCCAACAAUUCGGAACCGGUCGUAGCAGGAUUCAGACAGUCUCUCCCAUUCAGACCCAUCAUUCGGUGACAGAAACCAGCAAACAAACAAAUCCCGAUCGCGACAAAAUUUUAUCUCGGAUCUAGUCCUUUUUGCUUUCGGCGUCUACGGAACUCGUUCCUGACUCAGUGUCGCACGAAAUACCUUCAAUCAGUAUUGAAGUCAUCUGUUCGUUUUUUUUUUGUUUGUUAAAAUUUCGAAAUUAAAUAAAAAUGCAUUACAACGGGCAAGAAUCCAAUCCAGGGCAGUGACGCAAACAAUGGGGCUUCUAGUACUGCGCUCGUACUGCACUAGAAUUGAGAAGGUGAAACUUCCCUUGAAACAUCCUCAUUCGUAGCCAGCCAUGCAUUUAUCGAGAAGCUUGUGCAACGUACUAGUAUUGUUUUCUAGUACUACUACUGCUAUUGCAACAGAUGUGGUAUUCUAGUACUACCACCCCUCCCCCCUCGUAAAAUACAGUAAUAUCAGAAAGUAUCGAAAGCAACCCGCGUUGCUUCGUUCGAACACUCUUCUCUUUUUUUUUUGUUUGUCGUGUGUACGACGUGAACCGACUAAGAGGAAACCAAUCAGUCAUUUUUUUCGAUUUGUAAGGAAACCAAGCUAGUUUACAAAAUCAUAAUGAAAAUGAGAAUCGCGAGAGAAAAGAGAAAAGAACACCAUUCAGCACGCGUCAGAAAAGAAAAAUCACACUUGUAUAGGCAGCAUAUUGUUCUCUUUGAAUCAUUACCUUUUUUUCCUGUUUGUUAGGACUACUAACUGUUAGAUAGCGUUUCUUGAGUUGUCUUUUUUUACGAACGUGUACUAUUUUUUUAUUUUAACUGAAGAAGAAUGCUUUUCAGCAACAAGCAAAGAACGGAGGAGAAGUGGAUGCUUAGGAAAAUAUUGCUAUUUUUUCAGUGCGUUCAACUUCCAAUAUAUUUUUGUUUUGUUUUGUUUCUUGAGUACCUACCGAACAGAGUAAACAAGGAAGGAGAGAACGAUAGGAUGAGAGCAACAGUGGCUCUGUUUUUUUCUUUUCUUUUUCGUUUAAUCUAAUUGUGAUAUAAAUAGUUUCUUUUGUAUAGUGUAUAUUUUUUACUGCGUAUCGAGUAAGUGUAUUUAAGUCAGCUGAAAGAAAACUAUUAGGCUAGCAAGCGAGAGAAAGAAAGGGAAAUUGAAAAUAAGUGAAAGAUGAUGAGAAAAAAAAACGUUGCGUUUAGGAAGCAGUUAUCUAAUGAGCAAACAAAACAAAUUGUGAAAU